Trichoderma reesei QM6a is the source of this 1692-nucleotide messenger RNA. RefSeq lists its product as uncharacterized. The coding region runs from base 1 to 1692 and encodes 563 amino acids. The transcript has 3 exons. NCBI's taxonomy places the organism in Eukaryota, Fungi, Ascomycota, Sordariomycetes, Hypocreales, Hypocreaceae. The record is from RefSeq and is a predicted model, not a curated record. Gene Ontology annotation, molecular function: histone deacetylase binding. Gene Ontology annotation, cellular component: Sin3-type complex. Gene Ontology annotation, biological process: negative regulation of transcription by RNA polymerase II.
AUGGCAGCGACGGCCUCGGCGUCGGCUGCUUUGCCCCCCGUGGCUGCCACGGGCGGCGAUCUCGAAGACAGCAACAUCUCCAGCCCGCUCAGCGAGGUCGACGACAAGGACGCCAACGACGAGGAGAUUGAACACAUGCACCUGGACAGAGACCACCUGAGCGCUGGUCCAGACGAGGCUGCCGGCACCGACAACGCCGGCUCAGACUCUGACAGCGCCCUCUCCGACGCAGCGUCUGACGUCAACUCUGAGGCCAACGACACCGAGGCCGAGACGCUGAGGCUCUACGACACGCCGCAGACGCAGAGACACCACGACGUCGGCAUUGGGCGGUUCAAUGACAGAGAGCCCUUUGAGCACACGCCGAGCAAGCUCCGCCGGCCGCUGGUCAAUGGCGACGGUGACUCCGUCUCCGGCGACGACAGCCACGCCGACGAUGAUGGAGACGCCGACGACGACGACGAUGGCGAAGAGGACGACGUCGAUGAGAACGAGUCGCCGACGAAGCCCAUAACAGUUACCCCGAAAGAAGAGAAAAGCUCUCGCGGCGACUCGCACGAGAGGAAGCGGAAGCGAUCUGCCGCCGCCGAGCAUCAGUCGGACCUGGAGCAGCCGGCUAGAAAGCGGACGGGCUCAAUAUCGGCCGCCGAUGCAGACGGCGACGAUCAUCUCGCGGCUGCUGAAGACGAUGCGACACCGGCGGCUCUUCCUGUCCGCGCCGUCGGGCCUGCUGCGGACGACGACGAGGCGUCCGCCACGAACCAAGACACGCCCGCGGAGGACGAAGCCCCCGAGGUGCCUAGGAAGACCAAGCGCGGCGGCUCCAAGCGGAAGACGGUCGUUUCGGACGAUGCCGAGAGCGAGGCUCCCGCGGAAGCCCGUGACGAACAGCAAGACCCCGCGCUGGAGGAGGAGCCCGAGCCCGACCACGCCGAGGAAGAGGAGGCUGAGCCCGAAGCUGAUGAGGAAACUGACGCUGCGGCCAGGAACCUCGAAGAAGUGGAAAGGAAGCAGGCUGCCUAUCGAGACUGGACUCAAAUUGAGGAGAUGUUUGGUAUUUUCAGGGAUCGGCUCUACAAGGAUCGGCUACAGAGGCUCGAGGAAGAAGAGCAGUCGCUACAUGCUCCAGAGCCUACGCAUCCCGAGUACCUCAACAUGAAGCAGUGCCUCGAUGAUCGACUGGAGCAGAAGCUGCGAGCCAUCAAUACCGAGCACGACUAUCGACUCAAGGCCCUCGAGCGGCGCGCCGUGGCCCAGAGAGCGCAGAUCUGGAGCCAAUACUUUCAGGCUGUCCGAGAGAAGCGCGAGCAUGCUCUGGAGGCCCUGAACAGGCAGUGGUACGAUGUGCAGAGCGCUCGGCGGAGCGCGCACAGCCUGCCAGACUACGGCCUGCUGUUCCCCAAAGAUCCCGCGCAGCGCAUCAGGAAUGCCAUUGCCUACAACACCGAGGUGUCGACCCUCGCCGGCCUGGCCAAAUACGAAGGCUUCCCAGCCGGGCCCGAGUUGCAGGGGGCAUCUACGUCUGAGCUUGAAGCUGACUUGGCCGCCAUGGAAGUGAGUGCACCCAAUUUCCUAGACUACAAUAUACCCCGAUUACUGACCUUGCCAUUAGCGAACCCGACGCCUGCGGCAGAAGCCCUCGAUCAGCCACAUCCGAGAGGAGUAUCAGCCGCCGCACCUGACCCGUCUUGA